This is a messenger RNA of Ophidiomyces ophidiicola, 906 nucleotides long. RefSeq lists its product as uncharacterized. NCBI's taxonomy places the organism in Eukaryota, Fungi, Ascomycota, Eurotiomycetes, Onygenales, Onygenaceae. Gene Ontology annotation, cellular component: mitochondrion. Gene Ontology annotation, biological process: fatty acid beta-oxidation. The record is from RefSeq and is a predicted model, not a curated record. The transcript has 2 exons. Gene Ontology annotation, molecular function: enoyl-CoA hydratase activity. Bases 1 to 906 code for a protein of 301 amino acids.
AUGCCUCCCAAAAUACUCGUAUUCUCUUCUCCCCUCAAGAGAUUCGCCUCCGGCCAGAUCCGCAGCAACGCCACCGCUGCACACAGCGCAGUGAUCAAUGUCCAGCAGAUCCCCGCGCCGGGCGCCGGCCACAUCAGAGUGCUCCUGCUGAACCGGCCGGAGGCCCGCAAUGCGAUUUCGAAACAGCUGUUGAAUGCGCUGGGAGCACAUAUCGACUCGAUCAGCGCCGAGCGGGGGGUUGGGCCGACGCGAGCGCUGGUGGUUGCAAGUAACGUCGAUGCCUCGUUCUGUGCGGGCGCGGACCUGAAAGAACGGGCGAAGUUCACGAGGGAGGAGACCGAUGCCUUCCUGGCCCAGCUCCGGCAGACGUUUAUCAACCUCGAGGCCCUGCAGGUACCCACCAUCUCAGCUAUCUCCUCCAUGGCACUGGGUGGUGGCCUCGAGCUUGCAUUAUCUACACACCUCCGUGUCUUCGGCUCGACCAGCAUCGUGGGCCUCCCGGAGACACGGCUUGCUAUUAUCCCCGGCGCAGGCGGCACCCACCGCCUCCCUCGCCUCAUUGGCAAGAACAGGGCUCUCGAUAUGAUCCUCACCGGCAGGCGAGUGCACGCGGCGGAAGCUUAUUUCCUCGGGCUCUGUAACCGAUUGGUGGAGAUCAGCCCUGAGGAGCAGGCGCAGGCGGGCAUGGCUCGCGAGAAGGUUCUACAGGAGAGCAUCAAGCUUGCGUUAGAUAUCUGCGAGGGUGGCCCUAUUGCCCUGAAACAGGCUGUCAAGGCGGUUACGGGCUAUGAGAGGGGCCAGGAGGGAGAGAAUGAGGCGUACCUCGGAGUCGUCGAUACGGAAGACCGACAUGAGGCGCUGAAGGCAUUCGCAGAGAAGAGAAAGCCGUGCUUCAAGGGCAGGUGA